GUUGGCUGUGAUCGCAGCAAAAACCUGGUGGAUAUUUGUGGAGAAAAAAAUUUCCAGGCUUUUGUCUGUGAUGCCCUGUCAGUGCCAAUCCGCAGUGGUUCUUGUGACGCCUGCAUCUCUAUUGCUGUAAUCCACCAUUUUUCAACAGCAGAGAGGAGACUGGCUACUAUCCGUGAACUAGCCCGGCUUCUAAGACCUGGUGGAUUGGCACUCAUUUAUGUGUGGGCAAUGGAACAAGAAUACAAAAGCCAGAAGUCUAAAUACCUUAAGGAAAAGAAUGGUAGUAAAGAGAAAGAGGAGGAAAUCAAGACUGGCACGGCUCAGAGACCACUUACUGAUCAAAUGCCUGAUAGCAGCAAAGACUCGGCAUGUUCUGACCGACUCCUUAGUGACUCGAAGGACGAAGGCUGUGAUGCACAGCCAGGAGCAGACUCCAGGCUGCCUGUUCACACUAACCGAACCUCCUUCCACUCUCAAGAUUUGCUGGUUCCCUGGCACCUGAAAGGUGGCACUAAGAAGAAAGGGGAAAGCAUUGAUACAGUGUUGUUUCCAGCUGGCUCCAAGGAAUCACAAGAACUCAGCCCUGUUUUCCACCGCUAUUACCAUGUGUUCUGUGAAGGGGAACUGGAAGCAGCAUGCAGAUCCCUGGAUUGUGUGAGGGUUCAAAAGAGUUACUAUGAUCAGGGAAACUGGUGUGUGGUUCUAGAAAAGUUGUAG
Molecule: messenger RNA, 717 nt
Organism: Leptosomus discolor (cuckoo roller)
Lineage: Eukaryota; Metazoa; Chordata; Aves; Leptosomiformes; Leptosomidae
Source: RefSeq, a predicted model, not a curated record